AGUAUGACUAUUCUCCACACUUCUCUGCACAAUUUCCUGUGGUAUUAAUUAUAGGAAAAUUUAUCAAACAAUUAAGAGCUUACAUCUUUUCUUAGUGAUCGUUUCCUUUAUUCUCAUAACCUUAAUGUUUGAUUCAGAGGUGAUCCUGUAACGAGAAAUUUUAUGGAAGUCACUUAUAUGAAUAAAUCUAUCGCAUGCCUCUGGUGUUACUGAAACUUGGUGAGGAUGAAUCUUUUAGUUUAUUUGAUAAUCAGGAGAAAAGAGUUUUUGAUUUUUUUGGCGUGUUUUUUUACAGGACGGAGUAUCUCUCCACUUCUCCUUUAUUUGGAGAAAAAAAAUGCCCACAUUUGCCGUCUCUUAAUAAUCAAAAGAUGUUUGAGCGUCCUUCUUUUCAUCUCAUGUCUCCGAGGUGCGUCAUUAAUAGCAGUCAUUUGUUGGAAGCUGGUGAUAUUUACACUUUGAUCAAAUGGCCUCCUAACUAACACUCAAACUCCACAGUUUAAUUUCUCUCAGCUUUCAAUGAAUGGUCAUAAAUCUGUUUAUGUACACCCAAGGGUAAUGAUAACUCCCCUGCGGCACGAUCAUGCCUCAUUAGCAAAGCUUUACACCUAAGUAUACCGUUACCCGGGAAUCCUGGAAACUUACUGCUUUCCAUAGUGAACAGAAGACAAAAUGAGAAUGCUAAGUCAAAGCUCUGUUGAACUUAUAUCACGAGUCGAUGUCAACGAGGUCGAGGUCAUUCGCCUUUUGGGAUCAGGUGGGUUUGGUUCUGUCUUCGAAGCUAUGCACAAGAACUGCAAGGUUGCCAUGAAGAGAUUUCACACCAACACUCGCAACAAAAAAGCGGCGAUGCAAAGCUUCGAGGCUGAAGUGCACCACGAAGUCUUGUCACUGAAACAUCCAAACAUUGUGCGAGUAUUGGGAACCAACGCAGCGCGCAGCCUUGAAGAACAACCGUUUAUAAUCAUGGAGUUUGUCAGUUCAAGAAACUUGCAACAUGUGCUGGACGACGCGGAUGAAAAAGUCGAUUUUAAACGGCGCGUCACAUUUGCAUACGAGGUGGCGCUUGCCUUGGAAUAUGUGCAUGACAAUAACAUCGCACAUCUCGACCUAAAACCCGCCAACGUUCUUAUAGCUCCGGAUGGUAGCUGUAAACUCGCCGAUUUUGGAUGCUGUCAGAUCAUCCAAGAACGGCCCAAUACACCGUCACGAUCGUAUCUCACCGGAACAUAUGCCUACCGGGCUCCCGAACUCCUGAAGGGGGAAAGUCCCACCUUCAAAGCUGACGUUUUUUCCCUAGGAAUCUGCUUGUGGCAGUUUUGGACCCGUGAAAUUCCGUACAAGCUACAAAAUCAUCAGAUUGUGAUCUUCCGAGUUGUUGCCUGUAAUCUGCGUCCAGAGAUCCCUGAGGGAAAUGACGUAGACAACCGGUACAGGGAGCUGAUGACGUCAUCAUGGAAUGGCAAUCCCGAGGAAAGGCCUUCUAUGACCGAGGUCGUAAACUUGCUUAAGUGUUUGAUUCCUUGAAACUUGAAUG
This is a messenger RNA of Pocillopora damicornis (cauliflower coral), 1537 nucleotides long. RefSeq names its product serine/threonine-protein kinase mos. Gene Ontology annotation, biological process: protein phosphorylation. The record is from RefSeq and is a predicted model, not a curated record. Gene Ontology annotation, molecular function: ATP binding; protein serine/threonine kinase activity. Lineage: Eukaryota; Metazoa; Cnidaria; Anthozoa; Scleractinia; Pocilloporidae.